AUGCUAAAAUUAAAACUUAAAAAUGCUGCAAAAGAACAUAUACUUACACAAAGUAGAAAUAAUGAUGAAAAAUUUUCAAAAUUUACAGUUACUGAAAAUAGUAAUUUAAAAUAUAGUGAUCAAGAAUAUAGUGAUCCAGUACUUUUAGUUUUUGAAUCUGAAAACAGUAAUAGAGAGGAAUUUAAUAAUGAGAAGACAGAACUUAAUAAGAAGACUAAACAAUUAAUUUAUAAAAAUAGUUCUUUUUAUAAUCUUAAAUGGGAUAAUAAAGCAUCUGGUAGUCAGUUACUAUAUUAUUCUGGUGGUUCAAAACAUACUCAACAACAAAAAAAUAAAGACUUACAAAAGGUAGCACAAGGAUCAAUAAGUUUGAAUAAUUUUUUUAAACUAAUAAAAAAGCUAAAAAUUGAAUAUAAGAUGUCAGACUCAAAUAUAAGUGAUUUAGAUGUAGAAAAUAACAGUUCUAGUUUAGAACAAUUGUAUAAAUUAAAUAAUAAACUUAAAGAUACAAAAAAUAUAAAUAAUUAUGAAUAUCUUCAUCUUUUAGCUAUAUAUAAAUACCUUACUGCAAUCUUUAAUAAUUAUAAAGAGUUCCAAUUAUAUAUAAAAUUAAGUCUUAAAAUAUUACAAAAACAUUAUGUUCAGAACAAUGUCUUAUUGUAUGUUACUAGUUCUCAUAUAUCAAUUUUAUUAGAAACAGCUCGAAUCUGGCUUCAUCACCUUGGCCUUGUAUAUCAACUACACCAACAAGGUAUUUAUUAUAAUGGACAUAAACAUUCUGAUAUUGUACAAUAUCAUACAGUAUUUCUUGAAAAAAUAAAAAACCUUGAAACUUUAAUGUUACAAUUUGUUGGUGAAGAUAUGAAAAUAGUUAUAAAUCCUGAAAUAAGUGAAGAACAACAAGUUCAUAUUUUUGUCACCCAUGAUGAGUGUACAUUCUAUACUAAUGAUAGUUAUCCUUCAGUGUGGACCCCUCUUGGUAUGCCACCACUACACAAAAAAGAAAUAGAUAAAUCACUUAUGGUUUCAGAAUUUUUAACUGAGACUUAUGAUCACCUCACAAUUACUCUUAAAAAAAUCGAUAAAUUAAACCUGCUGCCAAUAUUUCUACAAGAAGCUUGUGUAAUUAUUAAACCUGAUAAAAAUGAUAAAGGCUGGUGGAAUGGUUCUAAUUUGCUUACACAAGUAGCUAAUAAAGCAAUUCCUAUUUUUGAAGCAACACAUCUAAACUGUAUUGGUGUUUUCAUAUUUAACAAUAGCACCAAUCAUAGUGCUUUUGCAAAUGACAUGUUAUGUGCUAAGAAGAUAACCUUUAUCCUGGUAGUAAACAGUCAAGAUUAUGCAAUAGAUAGUUUAUUGAUGAACAAGAUGACUGAGUUAUUUAGCAAAUAA
Molecule: messenger RNA, 1392 nt
Organism: Cetraspora pellucida
Lineage: Eukaryota; Fungi; Glomeromycota; Glomeromycetes; Diversisporales; Gigasporaceae
Source: the annotation of a GenBank genome assembly